Molecule: messenger RNA, 935 nt
Organism: Myxocyprinus asiaticus (Chinese sucker)
Lineage: Eukaryota; Metazoa; Chordata; Actinopteri; Cypriniformes; Catostomidae
Product: androgen-induced gene 1 protein-like
Exons: 3
Coding region: 119-409 (96 amino acids)
Cellular component (GO): endomembrane system; membrane
Source: RefSeq, a predicted model, not a curated record
AUUAAAAAUGUGAGUACAUGCAUGUUUUGCAUCUGUUUUUGACACACUGCAGCCUGUGUAAGAACUGUUUUAUUUUCUGCUACAACACACAGUAAACGUGCUUUUACUGCUGGUGCAGAUGUUCCUGCAGAAUCACAAAUACAGCACUUGCACUAAAGGGAUUCUCUGUCUGGAUUUGUUUGCUGCCCUGUAUUUGUCAUGGGUGUUGUGGGUUCACCAUGCUUCAGGGAUCUGGGUGUAUCCUAUCAUGGCUCAUUUGAGUCCCGUGGGAUUGUGUAUUUUUCUUGGCAUCCCUUACCAUGGCUUCUCUCUACCUGUUAGGAGAGAAGCUCAGCCACAUUAUGUAGAGCACGACAGCUUUGCUGAGGGUUUGAUGGUGGACUUCACUGGAGACAUCAGUAAGCCCUGAUAAUCCCCCACCACAGUUUAACACACAUUUCAUUUACAUCCAGAGAAAUGACUCUGUAUUAAUUAUAUUCCCAUUAUAUGAAAUCUUAAAAUGUUUUCUAUAUGUGUUUCACAAUUUUUAUAGGGAAGAAUAUAAUGUUUCAUUGUCGUGGUGUUGUAUGGUGCUGUUUUUCUUCCAAAUUUACUAUGCUUGUAUAUUUUACUUGAAACCAAUUGCAUCAAUCAAAACAUGCAUGUGGAGUCAUGAGUUUGGUUGAACUGAAUGGACAGAUCAUUUGUUGUUUACAAGGUAACCACAAGUGCAGUAAUGUAAGACCAAUGGCAAAAAAAUGUAUUGAUUCCAUAAUUCCUGAAAUCGUAGAGUAAUCAAUUUGUACUACAUCAAUACAAGAUGCACUGAAACAUAUUAAGGAUGUUACCCAACAGUGAAAAGGGUUAUCUCUUGAGAAACAGAUCAGGAUUACUAUUUGUUAGCACAAUGUAAUGAUUAUAAAUGUGUUAUCUAUUAUCUUUGUGGAUUAUUAAUA